This is a messenger RNA of Agrilus planipennis (emerald ash borer), 2939 nucleotides long. RefSeq lists its product as uncharacterized. The transcript has 2 exons. NCBI's taxonomy places the organism in Eukaryota, Metazoa, Arthropoda, Insecta, Coleoptera, Buprestidae. The coding region runs from base 385 to 1899 and encodes 504 amino acids. The record is from RefSeq and is a predicted model, not a curated record.
AUAAAGUAAAAUUCAUUAAAAGUACAACUUGUUUUAAUUAACAUAACUUUUAAGAAUAUACAGUUAAGUGAGGUACACUCCUAUUGUUGUAUGCAUUGAACAAUAGCAUUUGAUGUGCUCCAGUCAAAGUGAUAAUAAUAACAAAUAGCAUUUCGAGUGUAACGUUAUUAUUUUCGACAUCAACGAGUCUACAUCAUAACAAAUUGGCGCAGUCAGUAGGAUUCUCAUAAUUAAAACGAGAAUCUAAAGAACAAGCAACUGGAUCAACUUGGACGACAGAGAUAAUUGCAGUUCUGGGACUCCGCUCACGCAGGUCCACUGUUCCUCGACAGACCAAGAAGAUUCAAGCAAAAACCGAGUCAUCACUCAAAAACAACUACCAAGAUGACCAACCUAACCCUGUGGUUAGCCCUACUCAUCAUACCGACGAUAACAACUAAAGAAAUCGACAUAACUUCACUAUCAUCUGACACCGGAUUUUACGUUAAAUUUAUAGACGACCUCAGGAUAAUUGAACAACAAUACUCGUUAAUAAUAGUGAAAGACAUUAAACCAUUAACAGAAGGAAUAGAACAGGUAGAAAAAUUAAUAAACAAAGUCAGAACAAUUGAAAACUCUUUAAAGAAUCAGGCCCACUCUUAUGUUCAUACAGUUAUAUUAGAUAAACAACUAAAAUAUCUUAAGAGGAACGUUGACAUCAUUAACAAUUCAUUAUUAAGUAAAAGAAACAAAAGAGGAUUAAUAAAUGGAGUAGGAACUAUAUUUCACUAUCUUUUUGGAACAAUGGAUGCAGACGAAGACCAGGAUAUUCAGAAAAGUGUAAACGAAUUACAAUUAUCGAAUAAAAAUAUAUUAACUUUAGUAGACAGAAACGUUCACAUUGUCAAGGAUACGAUUAAAAGCUUUAACGAUACAUUGAGCUCACUCUCUUUAACAGAACAAACGAUAUCUAAAAACUUUGACAAAAUUAACAAAGCUAUUAAUACAAAUUCGUUAUUAAUACAUGGAAAUGAAUUCUCGAUACGUUUAUUAAAUAUGAUAACCUUCAGUGAUGAAAUACUUACUGAAUAUACCAACGAAAUUAAUAAUAUAAAACAACAAAUUCUGUAUGCUAAAUUAAACAAAAUACCACCAUCCUUUUUAGAGAACAAUUUAUUAAAACAAAGCAUCUUAGAAAUAAAUCGCCAGGUACCAGAGUUUGAAUUACCAUUUAACCCGGAUACUGAAUUAUACAAAUUUCUCGACUCAGCCAAAUUAAAUAUUCAAAUGAUAAAUUCAACAAUCAUUUACAAAAUUAAAAUUCCAUUGUUAAGCAAGGAUAUAUUUAAAUUAUAUCACAUCCUUUCAAUCCCUGUCCGCAAAAACAACCAUUUUCAAAUCUUUAUACCCGAAACUCCCUAUGUGGCAAUAGAGAGAUUGAAAUCCAUUUAUACAUCAUUCACUUCCCAAAUGGAGUUGAUGAACAUCCAAGACAAGAUCUUCAUAAUUAACCCAAACAUCAGAGACAAGGACGAUGGUAACUGCGAGACCGACAUCUUAUUCCAAGGUAGACUCACCAAUAAAUGCCAUGGAACAUUGGUCAACAUCGAUCAAAGCGAGAUCCGCCAACUUGAAGAAAACCAAUGGUUGGUUACUGUACCUGCACCUACGGACUUUACAUACAAAUGUAAAGAUAUGGAGAUAAGGACCGUAAUUCUUAACACCAAUUGCAUCAUACAAUUAAACGACCAAUGCACUGGAAUGCUGGGCAAUCACCUCAAGAUCACCUAUUACAAAAGAAAACCUAUUUACAAAAAUAUAACUGGUACAAUGGUACAAAUCCCUAACGAUUGUUGCUUACCGGAGAAAUUAAAAAAACGAAGAAUUACAUCUUCAUGCCAUUCCUGUCCAUGCACUUAACCAAGAAGAGUUGAUAAUGAACAAACACAAGAUAGAAAGAAUAGAAGAGGACCUUUAUAAGGAACAACUUCGACCCCUCUCCAAACUUGGUUCAAUCAAAUGGUGGCACAUGCUAUUGUCCUCAUUGGGCGGACUACUAAUGAUAUUAUUAGCUUGCUGUUGUUGCUGUCCGAAGUGCUUGACCCUAAUUAAACCACGAUGGUCCAAACGUUGCUCAGAUUACUGUAUCAAAAUUAAGAAUAAAAACAUCAGCUACCCUUAUAGGGAUCCAAAGGAAAGACAACCAAUGUACAACCCUCAUCUAGCCAGUUCAGCUCCAAACAUAAUGGAAUCCAGUGUUAAAUUCUCGGAUUUACUACAAACUCAAAAGAAGAAUGACCAGUCCAUAUAUCCUAAUCUAAAGAAAUGGACACCUCCGAAAACAUUAAUAAAAUAAGAAAUACGUUAUAUUACCCUAUAUUAUACUAUAUAUUGUAUUAUCAUAUUUUAUCCUACAUUGUAUUAUACUUUUGUCAUGAUAUAUUUAAAAAGGCAUAACAAAAAUCUUAGUAAGGGAGGAAUGCAAAGAUCCCACUUAGCAUCAUAUCUAGACUACCUUAUCGUUUUGACGUCAUGCUUUUGUAAACAGACUUAUACUAUAUAAACCCCUAUUCUUGUAUUAAGUCUUCAGUCUUGUGCUUCGCUUAAAAGUAAAAUAAUAAAGUAAAAUUCAUUAAAAGUACAACUUGUUUUAAUUAACAUAACUUUUAAGAAUAUACAGUUAAGUGAGGUACACUCCUAUUGUUGUAUGCAUUGAACAAUAGAAUUUGAUGUGCUCCAGUCAAAGUGAUAAUAAUAACAAAUAGCAUUUCGAGUGUAACGUUAUUAUUUUCGACAUCAACGAGUCUACAUCAUAACAGUACUAGGUCUGUUCAUCGACUUCGCAAGCGCGUUUGACAACUUGCACUGGAGCCGUAUUGUCGCGAGGCUCCAACGAGUGGGGUGUGAAGAGCUAGCUUUGUGGCGAAGCUACUUCCACGAAAGAGAAGUAAGAGCCUACG